ACCAGCGCAACAAUGCGGCAUGGCAGAUACAUCAGCUUUGGAUGUAAAAGUCACUACAGAAAUCUUGUCGGCACGAAUACAAGUGUGCUCGAGUCACAUCGGCCAUAGUACCUCCGAAUGUACUCCUCUCGUGCUAACAAUGUUUAUGACUCGGAUGUCGUGGCGACACACUUUGUAUAAAGGCUCUCAAAGACUCCAUUAUCGUCCGAUAAAGAUAUCGUUUACCUGGGUUCACCAAAUAUCGCACUUGCUUGAUUCACAUCAUCAAUAACAAUGACUGCAACUGAUGCAGUCCCUGUCCUCAUCGCCGGUGCUGGUCCUUCAGCGCUAGUCGCAGCUCUCACCCUGCUCCAAAAUGGCAUAUCUAUCCGCAUCAUCGAGAAAGAGGAUGAACAUCGCCUUGGACAACGAGGUGCCGGAUUAUUCCCUCGCUCGCUGGAAUUGUUUCAUUUCCUUGAUGUCCCCGAAGUCGACCAGACCGCGAAGCCAAUGCCCUUCAUGCGCACCUACAAACCUGGCACUGUCGAACCUCUCAAGACUUUCCCCAUGUCACCGUACCAGGAUCCAACUCCUGCUUUUCCUUAUUUCAACCCUUGUAUGCUAGGACAGCAAACUCUCGAAGGGAUCUUGCGCGCACAUCUCGAGAAGCUGUCGUGCUUUGUAGAAACUGGCACGGAGCUCCGCUCAUUCGAACAGUUCCCCGAUCAUGUGGUCGCACAUGUAGUGAAGAAACGAGAUGGCGAAGAAAUACAAGAGACGAUCAAAGCGAAAUGGCUCAUCGGAGCUGAUGGGGCGAAAGGCGUCGUCCGUAAACAACUUGGAUUGACAUUCCUUGGAGAAACCAAGGACAUGCGAUUGAUCACUGGAGACAUCCGUUUAAAAGGCCUUGACCAUGAGCACUGGCAUGUUUUUGGCGAGUCGCAAACAAAUUUUAUUAUCAUACGACCCACAGAGGAGAUCGACCCCGACGGUUAUCAAUUUACUAUGUCUGAGUCGACUGUCGACUAUCCCGUAGUGAAAUCAAGCGCGGACGAAGUCUACAAACAUAUCGCUUCGUUGGUCCCAACUAAUCUCACCUUCGAGGAGCUGAUCUGGGUUUCUGAAUUCCGGGCUAAUAUCCGAAUGGUGAACAGGUUUGGAGAAGGCAGGGUUUUCGUAUCAGGAGAUGCUGCACAUGUCCAUAGCCCUACCGGUGGCCAGGGACUCAACUCAAGUCUCACAACUCUACAGCUCAACCUCGCCUGGAAACUCGCACUGGUCCACAAAGGCCUCGCUCCAGCCUCGCUCCUCGACUCCUACACCACAGAGCGCCUCCCCGUCAUCGCCGAAAUGCUCGACAUCACUACCGCCCUGCUGAAGAAAACAAUGGCGCGUGAUUCCAACAAGGAAGAGGUAUUUGAGCGCAAUCAGAGGCUAUACAUGCUCGGUGUGAAUUACCGCAGCAGCCCAAUCGUCCUUGACGAAGUGAUACCUCCAUCUGAUGUUAAGCCUAUAGAUGCGUACGGGCUCAUCCAGGAUGGGUCGCUGCAGGCUGGUGAUCGCGCACCGGAUGCACCUGGUCUGGUGGAUGUGAACAGUGGCAGGAAUGUGCGGUUUUUUGAUAUUUUCCGUCCGCACCUCCAUACGAUCCUUGUCUUUACUUCGGACGCUGCCAAGGCGGCUCACAUUAUCUCGGAGCUUCGCCGCUACGAGCAGAACGUUUUGCGCUCCGUCAUCGUGCUCCCUGCUGGGUUGUCCACCCAAGCGGACUCUGCUGCAGACGUCGUUUUGGAAGACAAGGAGGGGUAUGCAUACAAGCACUACCUGGUAGGAGACGAGACGAGAGUCGUGGUGGUGAGACCGGAUGGUGUGGCGGGGGCUAUCGUACAUGGAGCAGAAGGUAUGGUGCGUUACUUCGAUAAAGUCUUCGUGUCCCAGUCCUAGAGUAGUGUAACUAUUAUUCUUAUUUAUUUCUGAUUCCCCUUUUACCUAUACCCAUCUCCACUGAGCUUAUCCUGUCAUUGUAAAUUUAUCAGGAUAAUUAUCUU
This is a messenger RNA of Serpula lacrymans var. lacrymans S7.9, 2027 nucleotides long. RefSeq lists its product as uncharacterized. The record is from RefSeq and is a predicted model, not a curated record. Gene Ontology annotation, molecular function: FAD binding. NCBI's taxonomy places the organism in Eukaryota, Fungi, Basidiomycota, Agaricomycetes, Boletales, Serpulaceae. Bases 274 to 1923 code for a protein of 549 amino acids. The transcript is spliced from 11 exons.